Messenger RNA from Thunnus maccoyii (southern bluefin tuna), 1567 nucleotides. RefSeq names its product centrosomal AT-AC splicing factor (gene cenatac). The record is from RefSeq and is a predicted model, not a curated record. The transcript is spliced from 11 exons. Lineage: Eukaryota; Metazoa; Chordata; Actinopteri; Scombriformes; Scombridae. The coding region runs from base 179 to 1261 and encodes 360 amino acids.
AUCGUGACGGAAUAGCUUCCUGUAAUUACAAGCGCUAACCUGUGUUAGCUUCAUCACCCGAGUACAUGGAUUAGCUGGGAAAGAAGACUCCACAAAAUAUAUCGAAAUGUUUGGUUUUUGCUCAGGUCAUGCAUUAACUCUGCUUUAGUGUAUUUUCGAGUUCUUACAUACUUUCUAAAUGGGUGCGUAUUACUGUGCCAUAUGUAGGCAAACAACGUUCACAGGAAAGGGGCACAUCUUCGGAAAGAAUCACCAAAGCAGACUAAGAGUAGUUCUUCUUAAAUUCUUAGAAAAGGUGAAGGAAGCCCGCCGAACACUGAAAAAACCCCAAGUAGAAAAGUUUGAUUGCACUCAGCACAAGGAGACAUUCUGGUGCUACUGCUGUGGGCGUGAAAUUGAAAGAAAUGUUACGGACGGCAACAUGACUGUGCUGUAUGGAGGCUUAUUGGAGCACAUGGCCACUCCAGAACACAGAAAGAACACACACAAGUUCUGGUGGGACAAUAAGGCCGACCCCAAGCUCAGAGACAAGGUCAUCAUCACAGAGGAGGAAACUGAAAGGUUUAAAGAUGAGGUGGCAAAAGUGUUGGAAACAUUUGUGGAGAAGGAGGAUGAAUUCAUUAAACAGGAAGCUGAUUACAUCCGGGCCCAGGAGAAGCAUCGUCAAGAGGUCCUUCAGUCUCUUUUAGAGCGUGACGCAGAACCAGAGUCGUCAAAUGGACCCAACAGCACAGACAUGUCUGCAGACGAUGCUAUCAGCUCUCAAUUCACGUCUCAGGGAUCAGACCAGCAGGCGGGGAGCAGCUUUGUUGACUCAAUGGUUGAACUGCCGUGGGCUGCAACGGGACAAGGACUGACUUUCAUAGGUUAUCAGGAUUCAUCAAACAGUGGAAAUGUUCAUACAGGUGCCGUUCCUCCUUGGCUCCAGGAUGAUCCUCUGGAGGGGACCUCUGGAGAUGCAGCACAUCUGGAGAUUGGUCCAUCACUCCAAGAGUUCCUCAAACAGAAGGAGCAAGAGAAGCUGAGGAAGCUUCCACCCAACAGAGUGGGGGCCAACUUUGAUCACAGCUCACAUACAGACGCCAACUGGCUUCCCUCUUUUGGCAGAGUGUGGAACAGUGGCCGACGCUGGCAGUCCAGGCACCAAUUCAGACAAGAGGAAGGUCAGAAGAACAGACAGAAGAGGAAGAGGGAGCACGGCACAGAGGGCUCAAAGAAAGCAAAAACGACUGAACAGCCAACAAAUUCUGACAACACUUAAAACGGAGUAUGGUGUAUAUGGUGUGUGGGAAUUCAUGAGUGAAGGGAUGUAUAUAGUUUGCAACAUGUGAACGAGGUGUUAUACUGUUUCUGAAGUGUUGUACUGGGUAGAAAUGCUUAGGCUGACAAGUGUGUGUGUAUAUGUGGAAAUUGUAUGUAACCUUUAUAACACAAUUUGAAUUGUAAACACAUUUUUCAGUAAAAAUAUUAACUUAGUAUAUGAAGCAGCGCCUUUUGGUUAUGUUUAUGUAGAAAAUUACCUUUUGAUAAUCACAUUUUUGUAUAAAAACUGCCUGGUCCAACUUCA